Messenger RNA from Perca flavescens (yellow perch), 1536 nucleotides. It is a transcript of the gene nudt4a, whose product is annotated as nudix (nucleoside diphosphate linked moiety X)-type motif 4a. Gene Ontology annotation, cellular component: nucleus; cytoplasm. Bases 514 to 1083 code for a protein of 189 amino acids. The transcript is spliced from 5 exons. Gene Ontology annotation, biological process: diphosphoinositol polyphosphate metabolic process; adenosine 5'-(hexahydrogen pentaphosphate) catabolic process; diadenosine pentaphosphate catabolic process. NCBI's taxonomy places the organism in Eukaryota, Metazoa, Chordata, Actinopteri, Perciformes, Percidae. The record is from RefSeq and is a predicted model, not a curated record. Gene Ontology annotation, molecular function: bis(5'-adenosyl)-pentaphosphatase activity; bis(5'-adenosyl)-hexaphosphatase activity; diphosphoinositol-polyphosphate diphosphatase activity.
AAAAGCAUCACUCACGCACGCGACGUUUUUCGUGAAAACUCACGGCGGUUGAACAUUGCGCGUGAAGCUGGCAGCUGUAGACAUAUUGAUCCAUGUGUGGCGUAUUAAUCGCCUUGUUAAUGAUGAACAAGAAAGUGAGUGUAACGUGGGAGCGGACAGGUAGCUUGUUGCGCAGCUCUCAGGUCAGCUGGUAGCAACUCACCGACCACAGAUGGGAGCGACUUUGUUGAAUCAUGCGUGUUGACAGCGGCACUAAACCACCAUGGGAGGUACAAUGUACGGCCAGAAGCAGUCUGACAUUGUCCAGGAAUGUAUGAACCGUGUACACACUUUGUAACUGGGACUAUCUGAAGAAGCUUAAAGUUGGGGAGUAUUUCGGGAUAUACGCCGCUGCUGCUCUUCCACUCUCCCGUCCUGGGACAGCCGAAGCCACUUUACUCAGCGUCUGGUUGAAUCCAGAAUUUCGCUAUUCCUGACAUUGUCUUUCGGGCGCUCGACGAUUUAGAGACAUAAAUGAUGAAGUUUAAGCCCAACCAGACCAGGACGUACGACGGCGAAGGGUUCAAGAGAAGGGCGGCGUGUUUGUGUUUUAAAAACGAGAAGGAGGACGAGGUGCUACUAGUGAGCAGCAGUCGUCAUCCAGACCAAUGGAUUGUGCCAGGAGGAGGAAUGGAGCCUGAGGAGGAGCCCUGUGGGGCCGCCGUCAGGGAGGUGUACGAAGAGGCCGGUGUGAAGGGGAAGCUUGGCAGACUACUCGGGAUUUUUGAGCAAAAUAAAGACCGAAAGCACAGGACGUACGUCUACACCCUCAUAGUGACGGAGACACUGGAAGACUGGGAGGAUUCUGUUAACAUUGGAAGAAAGAGGAAGUGGUUCAAAGUUGACGAAGCCAUCAGGGUUCUGCAGAGCCACAAGCCUGUUCAUGCAGAGUACCUAUGCAGGCUCACAAACACCUGUAACUCCGCCUGCAAUCCUGUGUGUAGCCCAACUCACAGCAACGCCCCGAGCUCCCAAGUGAUGCACAACAACACGCCUCACUAUGUGUUUUGCUCCACACAGGGCUCAGAUGUAGCCAACAGAUAGGACAAGCAGCUCGACACCGGGAUAAAAGAAAGACUUUUGCAUUACUAACGCAGCCUCUUAAUAUGUACAGCAUGGACUUCCUUUAAGUUGAUGUGAAACCCAUUUUGAGGGAGUGGCAAAAUGUUUUCCAAGUUUUUAUAUGUAUAAUUUUUAACAACCAUUACCAGGUGAUAGAGCAAAUUGUGUCCCUUUUUUAAAGUGUUCAGCUUUAAAUGGAUUUUCUCAGUGUUCUGCUUUAUGCAAUGUAAAGGUUCUUUUUAGUCUUCAAUGCAGAAUAUUUUACUAGCAGUGCACGCAAGUGUUUGGGUGGUUUCCUCGGAAGUGUUUGCUUUUAGAGAGAGUCAUAUCCCCACAAUGACUCAGUGCCAAAAAAUGCCCUAAUUUACUGCAGUUCAGUUUUUUGUGUGAAUUGUUAUGACACGUUUUGGGAGUAAAACAUAUGUCACCUCACUA